AUGGAAAACGACCAAAAGUCUGUUGAUGGAGAAAGCAGUGCUGAAGAAGGUUGCAAGGCUUUUGAAGAAAGUGAUUCUGAAGAAGCAGCUCCAAAAAAAAGUAAAAAAAAAGCUAGAAAAAUCAUAAUGAACGUGGCGCUGACUAAAUACUUACACCCCUUAUGCAAAAGAGCAUAAAUGUGUAGCAUACAAAAUUUCAUAUUAAAUAUUUUGUAUAUAAUUAAUGGCAUUAUAAUGAUAUCUCUAGCUGGCUCUAUUGUUUUUAACAGUUUCCAAAUUUCAUAAUAAAUUACUUUAAGUUGGGAAUAUUUAUAUUUCAAAUAAAAAAAUUAAAAAAAUGACCAAAAAAGAAAUUUUGCUAUAGGGGUCAGUAGUGAAGAAAGCAGCCACAAAAUACUUUGGAUGAAAGCUGACUAAAACUGAAUGUGACGAAGAUUGAGAUGUAUUCUGGACCGAUAGCGCUGUAGAGCCUGACAAGUUGGCGAGAAUGAAACUCUAUCAAAAAAUCAAUCACUUUCCAGGCAUGUAUGCGCUAGCAAGAAAAAAUCAUCUUGCAAAGAAUCUAAACAGAUUGAGAAAAUCUCUCCCCAAAGAUUUUAAGUUUUUCCCUCGCACGUGGCUGGUGCCAGCAGAGUUUUCUGACUUAAGGCAGUACUCAAGCCAAAAGAAAAAUAAAGUUUUCAUCGUAAAGCCAGAAGCAAGUUGCCAAGGAAGAGGAAUUUUUCUAACAAAAAAAUUUGACGACUUUACUUUAGACGAUCGGUAUGUUGUUCAAGAAUACUUAAAGCGUCCCUAUCUUAUUGAUGGGCUUAAGUUCGACCUAAGGAUCUAUGUGCUUGUGGCUGGAUGUGACCCAUUAAAAAUUUUCCUUCACAAAGAAGGCCUUGCAAGAUUUGCAACGGAGCCUUAUAUACAGCCAAACAGCAGUAAUAUGUCAAAACCCUGCAUGCAUCUUACGAACUACGCAGUGAAUAAAAAUAACGAAAACUUUAUUUUCAAUGAAGACCCAGAAAAUGAUGAUGUGGGACAUAAGAGAAGUCUAUCCUCAGUGUUUGCAUACCUUGAAGAAAAAGGCCAUGACAUAAAUAAGCUCUGAGCAGAUAUUAAACAGUUGAUAAAUAAAACCCUUUGUUCAGUCCAGCCAUCACUGGCACAUACUUAUAAAGCUUGUCAGCCAGAUGACCCCUACAACGGAAUGUGCUUUGAGUUGUUAGGGUUAGAUGUAAUCCUGGAUAAGAAACUGAAGCCAUGGCUGCUAGAAGUUAACCAUUCUCCUUCAUUUUCAACUGAUUCUCCUUUGGAUUGGAAAAUAAAGUAUGAAGUGAUCACAGAAGCCCUCACCUUGCUCAAUGUUUCUUACAAUAACCGUAUUCGGGUUGAAAAUAAGCAAAAACAAGAUGUCCUGAAAAGAUCAACGGGAAAGAAGAAUGAAGUCGUUAAAGAAGACAAGCUCCAAGAAAUUGCCAAAGCGCAGCAGCUAAGAGAUAAGUGAGAAACAAAACACCUAGGAGGGUAUACCAAAAUCUUUCCAUGCGAAAACAUGGAUAAGUUUAACCAUAUUCUAGAAGUCGCAAAAGAAAUUUAUGAAGAAUGGACAGGCGCUUCGAAAACUAAAAAGGAAAAUAUUAAGCAUGAACUUCCCUUGCCGAAGCCUACAACAGAUAUUAGGGCACAUGUGAAAUCUGCUAACAGCAAGUCAGUCCGCAGCAUAUCAAUGGCAGUAACAAAGGAGGAAAACAAGAAAAUCCACACUAAAGCCAAUCUUUCAGGAGUUUAUGAGAGAUUAUCUAACAAUCAAAGAAAGCUGAAGCCUGAAAACGUCUCUUUCAGUCAGCCGUAUCAGCCAUUGAUAUACUAAUUGACCAAGAAUAGCCCACUAAGGAGCCAUUCUUGGUCUGCCAGAAAAAAUUUUGACAAAAGAUCCUAAUCUGCCAUUUACCACUGAGUUUUGGUGUUUCCAAAUUUUUUGGGCAAGCCAAAUGCAAUAAAAAAAAUUGUUCUUUUGCGAUGAUGCAUUUGGCUUGUCAAAAAAAUUUGGCAACACCAAAACUCAGUGGUAAAGACAAACGAUCCUAAUCUGCCAUUACCACUGAGUUUUGGUGUUGCCAAAUUUUUUUGACAAGCCAAAUGCAUCAUCGCAAAAGAACAAUUUUUUUUAUUGCAUUUGGCUUGCCCAAAAAAUUUGGAAACACCAAAACUCAGUGGUAAUGGCAGAUUAGGAUCUUUUUGUCAAAAUUUUUUCUGGCAGACCAAGAAUGGCUCCUUAGUGGGCUAUUCUUGGUCAAUUAGUAUACAUUUAGACAGUAACUAUACAACGACGCCUUCUUCUGAAGCUGUUCUAGAGCUUUGCAUCCAAAAUAUUCAGAUUCAAAAGCCAAAAAACAGUAGCAAAUCUAAGGACUCUUCUCCGAAACAUUUAAAGCUAGAAGAGAUCCUAAAAGAAAAAAGAUCUUUGGAGACAAUGAAGCGAAACUGGAUGGUAAAAAACCGAUGCCCACUUACAAUUCACUCUUUUGUGUCAAAAACCGACGAAGAUGUGUCUUUUUCGUAAAAUUCAUAUAGAUCGGGGAAUUUCUUUAUUCCCAGAAGCAUAACAUCUUUAGGCGAAACUCGAAAGCCUAGCAUUUAUUUGCCAAAAAGUGAAUAUAUUAGAAGGAUAAAGGCUCUUGGGCUUUAA
This is a messenger RNA of Blepharisma stoltei, 2677 nucleotides long. NCBI's taxonomy places the organism in Eukaryota, Ciliophora, Heterotrichea, Heterotrichida, Blepharismidae. The record is from the annotation of a GenBank genome assembly.